Messenger RNA from Ctenocephalides felis (cat flea), 454 nucleotides. RefSeq lists its product as uncharacterized. Bases 2 to 454 code for a protein of 150 amino acids. Lineage: Eukaryota; Metazoa; Arthropoda; Insecta; Siphonaptera; Pulicidae. The record is from RefSeq and is a predicted model, not a curated record. The transcript has 2 exons.
AAUGCAUGUUUCAAUAAUUAUAUCUAUAUUUGUCAUUAUAUUUGUACAACUGAUUUCUGCGAAAGAAUUUCUGCAAUUUCCUAGCGAGCCAUACUAUUUAGACAUCAUUAAAACAGGACAAGCACAGUAUGAUAUCGUUCAACAAAGAAGCAAUCUCCCUGUACAUGGAGACUGUUGGAAGAACGCUGUUUUGCAACUUAACCAUGAAUGUAAAUCACUUACUGAGGAUGUUCAACAGGAUUUAAGUUUGAGGUUUACAAAUUGUUUUCUAGAAAUGUCGGGGCAACAGACAUAUAACUGUUUCAGUGACAAAAAGCCAAAUUUAAGACGCAUAUGCAUUGAUAGUAUGUCUGACAGAGCGUUCAAUGUCUACACUGAGUUUUAUUCACAUACUCAAAAUAUGUGUUUUUAUCUGUAUAAUAAAAUUUGCAUGAAAAGGCUGAGGAAACCAUAA